Messenger RNA from Penicillium cosmopolitanum, 939 nucleotides. RefSeq names its product epoxide hydrolase family protein. The record is from RefSeq and is a predicted model, not a curated record. The transcript has 3 exons. The coding region runs from base 1 to 939 and encodes 312 amino acids. Lineage: Eukaryota; Fungi; Ascomycota; Eurotiomycetes; Eurotiales; Aspergillaceae. Gene Ontology annotation, molecular function: epoxide hydrolase activity. Gene Ontology annotation, biological process: epoxide metabolic process.
AUGAUCAAGUUUUGGCUCCAACUAUUAGCUGCCAGUUGUCUGCAUGGCUUUACGCACGCGGCCCCUCUGGUGAACGAUACGUUCGAUCUGCACCCCUUUCGCAUUGAUCUAUCAGCUAGGGUACCUCGAAUGCUCGAUCAGAUCCGAAGUACUCGGCUUCCUGAAAGAUUUCCAUAUUCCGGCAUUGACUCGUCCUUCGGGAUCGACCUUGACGUUCUGAAAGCAUUGCAAGCAAAAUGGUUGACUGAUUUCAGCUGGGAAACAGAACAAGAUUCAAUGAAUCAGUUCGAUCACUACACAACAUCAAUUGAAGACUUAAGGGUCCACUUCGUUCACGAGAAGUCCGCUGCGCCGAACGCCAUACCGCUGCUUUUGGUCCAUGGCUGGCCAGGAUCGUUUCUGGAAUUUGCUCCCAUCAUUGACCAACUUACUAAAGAAGCAACGACCUUUACAGGAAAACCUGUUUCAUUUGAUGUUAUUAUACCUUCCCUUCCCGGCUUCACUUUCUCGUCCCCUCCUCCGCUCAACUGGACGAUCACAGACACAGCCCGUAUAUUCAACACACUGAUGGUAGAUGUCCUGGGAUAUAACACCUACGCCAUACACGGAACGGACUGGGGCAGUGCUAUUUCUUAUAAUAUGUACGACCAAUUUAACGAAACCAUCGGUGCAGCACAUUUUGCAUUCCUCCCCUUCUAUCCGCAGACCCCAGAUCAGCUUGCUGCUGGGAAUAUCACACUUUCCAAAGUGGAGCUGGUCGAAGAGCAAAAUGCAAUGAAUUGGGCUAACACAGGUGACGGAUAUUUCAUUGAACAAACUACCAAGUCCAAUACGGUCGGCCUGGCACUUCAGGAUAAUCCAAUAGGGCAACUCGCUUGGCUUGGAGAGAAAUUCAUGAACUGUGAGUACACUUCGUUUACAUCAACUGGCUGCCACUAA